Messenger RNA from Pseudopipra pipra, 2513 nucleotides. It is a transcript of the gene TNFSF8, whose product is annotated as TNF superfamily member 8. Gene Ontology annotation, molecular function: tumor necrosis factor receptor binding. NCBI's taxonomy places the organism in Eukaryota, Metazoa, Chordata, Aves, Passeriformes, Pipridae. The transcript has 4 exons. Gene Ontology annotation, biological process: CD8-positive, alpha-beta T cell differentiation; immune response. Gene Ontology annotation, cellular component: membrane. The coding region runs from base 196 to 906 and encodes 236 amino acids. The record is from RefSeq and is a predicted model, not a curated record.
CUGCCCCUGCUCACAGCCGCGUCCUGCCCGCACGCCCCCGGGGCCCUCGCCCUCUGUGCCGCGAGUGAUGAAGGUUUUUUUCCGGAUCACAUGAGCCAGGAUGAAGGGGGAAAAUCCUGCCAGGAGCAGAGAUGGGCUGCAACUUGAACCCGAUCGAGGGGAGAUACAGAGCAGCACCUCGAGAGCUAUAUAAGAAUGUGCCAGGCGCAGGAGCAAGCAGUUGUUCAGGUGAGGGACUCGCGUGAAUCAGCCAUGCAUGGGAAUGAAGACGCUGUUCCCAGGAGGCUCGGGGGCACCAACAGAAUCUAUUUGUAUUUCAUCAUCGCCACCCUCGUCGCGUUGCUCGUCUUUGCAUUGGCCACCAUCAUGAUCCUGGUGGUUCAGAGGACGGCACCUGAUCCUGCCAUGGAGGGCAUCAAAAAACCCAUCAGGACGGGGAACACCUUUGAAGACUAUUCCAGAAUCCUACAGCGUGUCCCAACCAAGGGAGCUGCUGCCUACAUGAGAGUGGCCAGCCCAGGGAACAGUUCCAAGCUGAGCCUGGUGGAGAAGGGGAUUUGUGAGGACAUCCAGUGCAGGAAUGAAGAGCUGGUGAUAAAGGAAGAAGGUGUCUACCUGAUCUACUGCCACCUGAACUUCCACCUCCCCAACUGUUCCAAAAGCCCCACUGACCUCAAGAUAGAGCUCCUUGUGAACGACAGGGUGGACAGGCAGACGUUGUCCACGUGGUGUGAGUCAGAAAGGUGCCAAGGGAAGGCUUUUAAGACCUUGUUCCAGCUCCACUUGACACACCUGAAGGCGGAGGACCGAAUAUCAGUGGCACUUAAUCACCCUCAGUUCCUGAAUGAAGAUUCCCUUCCCAACGAGAACGUCCUGGGGGUGCUGAUGUACAGCGACCAGAUGUGAGCAGCCCCCUGACUUCCCACCUUGCUCUGAACAUCAGUAGCCUGCUUUUACUAGGCAACACCUUGGUUUUAAAUGUCCUGUCUUACCUCAGCCCCAGGGUGAACAAGGAACUUUGUGAGUGUCCCAGAAAAAAACAACAAAACCAACGAAACAAAACACUGCAAGAGCCACAGCUGGCAAAGGUCCCUGUGCUUUGGAGCCAAGUGGGAUUGUUGGACUAUCCAGAAACAACCCACGGGUGUGCCAAGGGUUCCUCCAACCAAUCUGUGCAAACACAGCUUAAAACUCAACCAGAUUGUGGGGAGAAUAAGCAAUAUGGUGACUUUUAGGGUAGCAGGCUGUUGGCUGUGCUGAGGAGAUGGGGAAUGGAGCAGUAUUUUGACCCGGUCUUUCCAAACAAAACUAGCAGUCAAAGCUUGUAAUUGAGGCUUUCUUUACAAACCACAACUCUGGAGUAGAUUUAUGGAUAGAUUGGAUGACAGCCAAGGUGAUGAAAUCAUUGACUCUUGGGCUGGCAGCUGAAACUCUGGGACAGGACAUAGGAAACAUGGGAUUUACAGGAUAUUUCUGUGCUGUGUUCUGCUAUGGACUUUAUGCAAUUUACUUCAAGUGUCCUCCUUUUCCCUAUUUAUCCAUCUUUCCUAUUUAAAUAUAAAGCUCUUUGGGACAGAGACUUUGUCCAUGCACAGUGCUCAGGCUCUGUUCUCACCUGGGGUUUUUAGACCUUUUCAUACCAAAUAUUAAAGUAACAAUCGGGAUGCAAAUCCAGCAAAUAGCAAAGUUCCUUGUGAUACAUUUUUCUUGAACCCUGCCCUGCCUGUCUGACAGUUCCUGUGUGACCCAGACCACACUGGGCUCUAAACACACCUCCAACACUUGCUGACAAGCCAAGAGUCAGCUUUGAGGUCCAGACUUUCCCAAAUUUGGGACUGGCCUCAGCUGAGAGCUGUGGUGUUUGGCAGCCCAGGGGAUGGAUGGUGCUUGAGCUUUUUUUGGCUUACUGGAAAGUUCAGAAAAUACAGGAUAAAAGAGGACUCCCGGGCUCUCUUAUUCCAUGAAUUGCAGCAACACAUGCACUUAUUUGAAGUUUAAUUCUUACAGUGUGGGGAGGGAAGGGACCAAAGUUUUACCGAAUCUGGUAUCAAUUCACUCAUUCCUCUCUUCCCUUCAUCUCUGAGACUCCACUGAGGUCUGUAUUUACCAUUGUGCAAGUUUUUCCCCUUGCCUGGCUGACAUUUGUUACAUGACUAGAGCUUGGCAAACUCUUCCCGUCAAAACAUUUACUCAUGGAUUUAGUUUUUGGCUUCAGAACCCCGGUGGUUUAUUACUCAGCCUUAGCUGAUGUUGUCGAGUGAUGUAGCUCAGACUGUGUGAACACACUCAGGUUAUUCCUCCUGGUGGUAAUUUGUAACUUGUGUUAUGUCACCAGGAACUGAGGGUGCACAUUAAUGAGGUUUUGUCUCGUCGACCAGGUGACUUCAAAACACACAAGGCACUUUCUAAAGGUCAGGAGUAACUGAUAUGACUCGUUGCUAGAGAUUAUCUACUUUCUGUUUUGAGAAACAGUGAUAAAAAAAAAAAUUCCUUUUGUUAUUAAUGGUUGUGGG